AUGUCUCCCAAAGUGCAUUCAUGGACUGAAGAUUACUCCAAUGUUCCAUCAGGCCGCCUAAGCCUGAUGAGGUUCGUCGACUUCGCCAUCGACCUUGCGGCAGUGCUCAAUGCCUCUCGAGGUGUCGCCGCUAAGCAUGUCGCGCUCCGAGGUCGUCAAAUCGAUACCUACAGUCGAACUUCGAGCGUUGCCGCGGCAUUGAGGAAGCGAAAUGCUCAAAGGAGCUCACCGGCGGGGGAGAAAGCACAGAAUGCUACGGCGGCAAGCGAUGGGGUCAUAUACGAGCAAGCUGCAACGGCAGCACGAGAGACGAAACCUAUAGUCGAGACUCCGAAACAAAAUGCUCCGCCUGAAGUGACGAGAACCGAAAGAGCACCCUUCAAUAGCCCGACACCCAGUUUCAGGCCGAGCCUACAGCAACAGGUUACAUCGGAACCGGCGAAAGAGGAUGACCUUGAUCUACCGCCUGGAAUCGAUGUCAAUAUCUUCCAUACCGCGAGAGGUUCCAAAGUCCUCGACUCUCUACGAAAGCAAGGUCGGCCCGGAGCACCUCCUGCACGCCCCGGAGUUGGGGGUCCUGUGAAGCCACAUCCCAUGCGAGACUGGCCUCCGCGCCCACCACCCCUCGAAGAGAGCUUUGAAGAGGAGACCGUAAAACCUCAAGAGCCAGUGUCCAAGCCAGUGGAGCCCGUAAAGCCUGUAGAGCCUGUAGAGCCAGCCGAGAAAGAGCCCUUGGUUGAGAAGUUUGUGCAGAAGGAACAGUUGGAGGAGAAGCCCAUUGAGCAGAAACCGGUGGAAGCAACCUCCGUACCUGAGCCAGAAAAGGCCACUCCGUUAGCCCCUACAGCCGACAAAGAGAUCGACGAGGAUGUCAUUCAAGCCGCCAGAGAGAUUGCUGUUUCCUCAGCAACGCCAUCAGAGACGCCCUAUGCUUUACGAGAAUCCAAGGUCCCCUCGUCUCGUAUCAGCCGAAUCUGGAACUAUAGUGGUCUUGCAGCAGGUAUGUUGGGAGGCGCCAUGACCGAAGGCUUCAGUCGAGCCUUUGGCGGUGGUGGCGAGGGAUCUGUCCUCCUGAGCGAGAAGAACAUGGAACGUCUGGUAGCAAAGCUCUCGCGCAUGCGUGGUGCUGCUUUGAAGCUUGGCCAGAUGAUGAGUUUCCAGGACACCAAGAUGCUGCCUGCGCCCAUUCAACAGGUGCUCCAGCGUGUUCAGGAUCGCGCUGAUUACAUGCCUGCCUGGCAGCGUGAUCGUGUAUUGGUAGCAAACCUCGGUCCUGAGUGGAGAGAGCUCUUUAGCGAUUUUGAGGAGAAGCCCAUCGCCGCUGCUUCUAUCGGUCAGGUUCACAAGGCCACAUUAAAGAACGGCAAGCGAGUCGCUGUCAAGAUCCAAUUCCCUGGUGUCGCUGACUCGAUCAACUCGGACCUCGACAACCUGAGCAUUCUCCUCACAGCUACCAAGCUACUCCCUAAGGGUUUGUACCUCAACAAAACCAUCGACAAUGCACGAUUGGAGCUCGGUUGGGAAUGUGACUAUGAGCGAGAGCUUCAGUGCGCUCAACGCUACAGAGAGCUUCUCGGUUCAAGCGAGAAGGAUGUUUUUAUGGUGCCAAAUGUUUAUCCCGAGGCAUCGGGUAAGCAAGUACUCACCAUGGACUUCAUGGAUGGUAUUGGCGUGACUCGCAUCACCUCUUUCACCCAAGAGCAACGCGACUGGAUCGGCACACAGAUUCUUCGUCUCUGUCUCCGUGAGAUCACAGAGUUUCGUUUUAUGCAGACAGAUCCAAAUUGGACAAACUUUCUCUACAACGCGGAUGUCAACAAGCUCGAGCUGCUCGACUUUGGCGCAUCUCGCGAAUAUCCUGAUGCGUUUGUCACACAAUAUGUGCAGCUUCUCGCUGCAGCCUCUCGAUCCGACAAGGCCGCUGUCAAGGAGUUGUCAGAGAGCUUGGGCUACCUGACAGGCCAUGAGAGUCGCAUCAUGGUUGAAGCACACACAAAGUCUGUUCUUACACUUGCGGAGCCUUUCCUUGCCAACGCACCUGAUAUCUAUGAUUUCAAAGACCAGACGAUCACGGAGCGUGUCAAGGCUCUCAUCCCUGUCAUGCUCCACGAGCGACUGGCACCUCCACCAGAAGAGACAUACAGUCUGCACCGAAAGCUCAGCGGUGCGUUCCUCCUGUGUGCCAAAUUGGGUAGCAAGGUUCCUUGCAAGUCCAUGUUUGAGGAUGCGCUUGCCAAGGGGGGAUAUAGUAGGUGA
Fusarium musae is the source of this 2256-nucleotide messenger RNA. RefSeq lists its product as uncharacterized. The coding region runs from base 1 to 2256 and encodes 751 amino acids. Gene Ontology annotation, biological process: ubiquinone biosynthetic process. The record is from RefSeq and is a predicted model, not a curated record. Gene Ontology annotation, molecular function: kinase activity. Gene Ontology annotation, cellular component: extrinsic component of mitochondrial inner membrane. NCBI's taxonomy places the organism in Eukaryota, Fungi, Ascomycota, Sordariomycetes, Hypocreales, Nectriaceae. The transcript is spliced from 2 exons.